Micropterus salmoides (largemouth bass) is the source of this 609-nucleotide messenger RNA. It is a transcript of the gene dph3, whose product is annotated as diphthamide biosynthesis 3. Gene Ontology annotation, molecular function: metal ion binding. NCBI's taxonomy places the organism in Eukaryota, Metazoa, Chordata, Actinopteri, Centrarchiformes, Centrarchidae. Gene Ontology annotation, biological process: protein histidyl modification to diphthamide. The transcript has 3 exons. The record is from RefSeq and is a predicted model, not a curated record. Bases 87 to 338 code for a protein of 83 amino acids.
CCGCUCUGACGUCAUCACGCCGCGCCCCGCCGCACGCGCACCAGCGUGGAGCGACGGCCGAUGAGUUUCCGAGAGUUUCAGCUGAAAUGUCGGUUUUUCACGACGAGAUCGAGAUCGAGGACUUCGAGUACGACGAGGACGCGGAGACGUACUACUUCCCGUGUCCCUGCGGAGACCGGUUCGCCAUCACCAAGGACGACCUGGAGAACGGGGAGGAGGUGGCGACGUGUCCGAGCUGCUCGCUCAUCGUUAAAGUCAUCUACGAUAAGGAGCUGUUCAUGUCCGGAGAGAUCAUCGAGGCUCCGACAGAAACCAAACUGCAGCUGGUUCCGUCCUGACCCCCUUCUGCCUGACCCGGACUCUUCACCUGCAGAGACGCUUUCUAACUUCUUCUGUGGUUUGUGGGCGUUUUAGCUCAUCCCUUAGAAACAACAACAGAAACUCUGAUGUUUCUGUGUCAAAGUUUAAUUUCUGUUAAAUUGGUGGUGAUGGAGGGGAGGUGCGUUCAGGUGCUGCUGGGAAAACAUCGGAUCUGUAAAUAUGUCUCAUAUGAAAAUAUUUUAUUGUGUAAUCUGAAUAUUUGUGCAGAAUAAAAACCUGUGAAAAAAC